CGCAGCACAUAAGCAAUUCCAUUCUUGUGCCGUUUCUCGGAAAAGCUUUUCAGUAAAUGCACUCAUGCUGCUCCAGGAGCUCUUCUCUGCAACAAGCCGCCCAUCUGCCAUCAACAAGUUAAGACCGAGGGAACUAACGGCUGCGGAAAGGAGAGACUGAAGCUUUGAUUAACCAGCCGAGCAGUUAAAGGAGGACAAAAUUAAUAACUUACAUUCAAAACUGAUUAAGGGAAGCAGAGAGGACACAGAAAAUGAAACCAAUGCUUUCAAGAGGAAUAUCCUAAGGAAAAAAAUAACUCACCCUGGUGGAUUCAAUUUUGCUCAGAAAGCCUGGGACACAGAAAACAGGAAACUGGUCAAAGGCUCCUGCAUGUUAGAGCCUUUUACAGACUCACUGCGUUGAGUCUAACAACCGCGACUGAAUGCAGCCUCCAAUGUGCUCAGAAGAAUGGGCUUACAUUUCAAGUGGCCAUUAGGGGCCCCUAUGCUGGCAGCAAUAUAUGCAAUGAGUAUGGUUUUAAAAAUGCUGCCUGCCCUGGGUAUGGCGUGUCCACCCAAAUGCCGCUGCGAGAAGCUGCUCUUCUACUGCGACUCUCAGGGCUUCCGCUCAGUGCCAAACGCCACAGACAAGGGCUCUCUGGGCCUGUCCCUGAGGCACAAUCACAUCACAGAGCUCGAAAGGGAUCAAUUUGCCAGCUUCAGUCAACUUACCUGGCUCCACUUAGACCACAAUCAAAUUUCAACAGUAAAAGAAGAUGCUUUUCAAGGACUAUAUAAACUUAAGGAAUUAAUCUUAAGUUCCAACAAAAUAUUUUACUUGCCAAACACAACUUUUACUCAACUGAUUAACCUGCAAAAUUUGGACCUGUCUUUUAAUCAGCUGUCAUCUCUGCACCCAGAGCUCUUCUACGGCCUUCGGAAGCUGCAGACCUUGCAUUUACGGUCCAACUCCCUGCGGACUAUCCCAGUACGUCUGUUCUGGGACUGUCGUAGUCUGGAGUUUCUGGAUUUGAGCACAAACCGUUUGCGAAGUUUGGCUCGCAAUGGAUUUGCAGGAUUAAUCAAACUGAGAGAGCUUCACCUAGAGCACAACCAGCUGACGAAGAUUAAUUUUGCUCAUUUCCUACGGUUAAGCAGUCUGCACACACUCUUCUUACAAUGGAACAAAAUUAGCAACUUGACAUGUGGAAUGGAGUGGACCUGGGGCACUUUAGAAAAGCUAGACUUGACUGGAAAUGAAAUCAAAGCCAUCGACCCGACAGUGUUUGAAACGAUGCCUAAUCUUAAAAUUCUCCUCAUGGAUAACAACAAGUUAAAUAGCCUUGAUUCCAAGAUCUUAAACUCCCUGAGAUCCCUCACAACCGUCGGCCUCUCUGGCAAUCUGUGGGAAUGCAGCCCUCGAAUAUGUGCUUUGGCCUCCUGGCUGGGCAGUUUCCAAGGUCGGUGGGAACAUUCCAUCCUAUGUCACAGCCCUGACCACACCCAAGGAGAGGAUAUACUAGAUGCAGUCCAUGGAUUUCAGCUCUGCUGGAAUUUAUCAACCACUGUCACUGCCAUGGCUACAACUUAUAGAGAUCCAACCACUGAAUACACAAAAAGAAUAAGCUCAUCAAGUUACCAUGUGGGAGACAAAGAAAUCCCAACUACUGCAGGCAUAGCAGUUACUACUGAGGAACACUUUCCUGAACCAGACAAUGCCAUCUUCACUCAGCGGGUAAUUACAGGAACAAUGGCUUUAUUGUUUUCUUUCUUUUUUAUUAUUUUUAUAGUGUUCAUCUCCAGGAAGUGCUGCCCUCCCACUUUAAGAAGAAUUAGGCAGUGCUCAAUGAUUCAGAACCACAGGCAGCUCCGAUCCCAAACACGACUCCAUAUGUCAAACAUGUCAGACCAAGGACCGUAUAAUGAAUAUGAACCCACCCAUGAAGGACCCUUCAUCAUCAUUAAUGGUUAUGGACAGUGCAAGUGUCAGCAGCUGCCAUACAAAGAAUGUGAAGUAUAAUAUCGGCCUGUCAUCAAAAAUUACAUCAGAUAAGUAACCUAUUUUACAUAGUAGGGGCUAAAUACAUACCUAAUUUUUACCAAUGGUGACAUUAAGCCUAAUUUUCCAAAUCAAGUGGAGACUUAAGUUUUUGAAGUGUUGAAAUAUUUUUAAUUUUUUUUAUGAAACCAUAUUUUAAGUGUUAUAUGAAGCAAAGCUCUUAUUAAUUUGCACUCUUGUUGCAAAGUCUAAAAAUGCUUACUUCAAAUUAAGACAUUUCAUGUAUGUAAUUAUAAACUAUUAUGUGUAAACAUUUACACUAAGGUCUCCAUAUGCUAUUUUUUUUCUAUUGAAAACAGUUUGGAAAGAAGCUACUGAGCAGAAAAAGAUAUGGAUCAAUACUUGUUAGAUCACUGCUCUCCAUCCCAAGUACCACAACUGGCUUGCUGCUUAAAAGGAGGCUUAGCAAAAAAAGUUCCCUUAUAUGAUAAUUUGGUAUUUACUCAAAUCUACAAUUUACUGCCAGUGUGGGAAGUAGAAUUUGAUGUAUGCUGAAGACUGGUAAAUAUCAAACACUCUUCUUCCAGAGUUUUUGCCUGGGUUGGUAGAUGCUAUCGAAGUCCACAUUAUGAAAUCAAAACCCUUUAUGUAAUUCUAAUAAGCUGAGUGACUCUUUAAUGUAUUUAAAUAAUGAAUCCAAGUGAUUAUGAAAAGGUCUCAUUACAAUGAAAUCAAUAGCAAAUAAUUACACUGACUUCAUGUGACAUAUUUCUAGUUUUACUUAUAAUGGAAAUGUUGAUUUUUGUGGCAUUUAGACAAUUUUCUUAAACUAGUAUUAAAUCACCAUUUUACUAAUUAGUUUACUAAAUCCUGUAUUUACAUUUACAUGUAAAAAAAGAUUUAGAAAUUAUUUUGGAGAGAAAAGAGACAAACAGAGUCAAUUUAACAAUCCUGUGACCUGCUCCCUCUAGUUUGAAAGCACACACAAAAAUUCUCUCCCUCCAUGAUCAAAGAUGCCUUGACAAAGGGGUUUAAACCUCUUUCUUCUGCCUUCUCCUGAUCUUCAAACCUCAAAAAGCCAAAUUAAAAACAACUGGCUAGCAAGAGGCAUAACACUAGUUCUUAACAGAAUAUAGUAUAAUGGAACCAAGAAAAAAAAUCACUUUCUAAAUAUUAUAUGCUGAAUUUUGGCUAUUUAAUAAAGAUAUCUAUCCAUACUAUAAGAGCAGUUCCUUCCAGGUGAAGGGAACAACAUAUUACUGAGGAGAACAUUCUACAUGCCUAUACAGCCACACAGCGGUAAUGCAAAGGUGGCGUGGAGGUGAAGGGAUGAAAGGGAAAGGCAACAUUUUGAAAUGUGACCCAAAGAAACAGUAUAGCUUAAGUUAAAAGACAGGCAUGAGUGAGGCAAAGGUUAACUACACAAUCUGCAUCAAACUGGGCAAGGCCCUGGGACCUGCAGCUGAAAAGGGGAGAGAGUGUUAAUAAAAACAUUCCAUAAUUAACAAAUGGUAAUGAUGCCAUACUUUUCAUGCAGAAAAGAGCCACAAGUAUCUCAUUUCUUUGAUUAUGAUUUCUACAAAGAAACUAUGACAUAUUUGGGAUUUAGAUCCAAGCCAUCAUUUCAUAUAGAAUUUUUCCACAGAAGAGGUUUCUUGCAUGUAGUAGCAAAACCCAUUAAAUUAGACUGGCUUAAUUUUAGAAAAAUGAGCAUUUCUACAACUGACAUUGGCUCUAUGUGAAAAAAGGCAUAUAUCCUUAGAGAAAACCACUAUCAUUAAAAAACAAAACAAAACAAAACAAAAAAACCCCAGCUAAUCUUUCCCUUAAUAUGACCAUUAACACAUUAUCCUUCUAUCCAAGGCAUGUUUUCUUCCCAGGAUUGAACUGCAAACAUGCUAAGACUACAGUUUAACCCGUGAGAUUUAACUGUUAUUUUUUUCUUCUUUAAUAUUAAGAGAGGGGUGUCUACCUACAUUUCAAAGAAAACAUCUAUCAGUAAAAACGCAGAUAAGAUCACAAAUUGGGGUAAAAAUGUACUCUCUAUAUUUUUUAGGGUGGGUAGAUUAGUUUGGCAAAGUCUCAGCCCAGCUGUGUUCAGCUGAUCUAGAGCGGUGAGCAUUUCAUUUCUUAUUAAACCAGACCGUGGGCCUGCCUGAGCAGAGACAGAAGCUGAUUUUACGGCAUAGAGCGCAGAUCAUUGCUUCCCUAUGGAGGGGCUGGAUCAGAAGCCCCAUUACAAAUGAGAGCUCCAUGAGCUAAAAUUUACCAACCCAUUUAUCAGGGUAACCAUGGCCAUUUGUGAGGGUAAGCUUUGUCACAACACAACUGUGCCCUGAACACACAGACUCCACUAGCCCUAAAGGAUAGCACUUAAGUAUUUUCCGUCAUUUCAUCCACAACUAACAUUAAUUGAAACUGUGAAGAGAAGGAUGAGAAAUACUGGCUAAAAAUUCCCACAUAAAUAUUAAGGAUUACCUUUAGUAAAACAGACCAUCAACUGACAAAACCCUUAAUGUUUGUAGAAAAGUAAACUGGGAAAGCAAGCAAUUCAGUAAAUUCUGGGAAACAGCAUAGCAAAGCCACUAAGGAAUACUUUCCAGUCGAAAACUACAAAAAUUUUUUGCCCUCCAUUUUUUGGGUAAUGCUCUCAGAGAAAAGUAACAGUGCAGACAGCAUUUUCCUUUUUCAUUUAAAGUGCAAACUUCCCUUUUCAACUGCUUGUAGAAGGCAGGAUUCCAGUGAAUUUUGGCCUAUUUGUGUUUUGGUAUCGGCGCAGCUUUGAAGAUGAGACUGUUAGUCAUAUGUCCUCUCUUUACCAACUGGCUAGGGUGUAAGAGCAUCACAGCUACACUGCAGAUCCUGGUAAUAUGAUGUUAGAGCUUUUGCUUCAUCAGUGUAGUCUUAUCCUCUUCAGUGCCUCCCCCGUCCCUCAGAUCUUUUUUCACUUUCAAGGUUUGAGGAAAAUGACCACUUAAGCAAGAACCAGAAAAAUAAUUAAAUCUCUCUGGAAAAAGAAAAGCUAAGAAGGCCAUGAUACUGUAACCACCUAGUAACCAAGAGCUUCUUUGGAAUCAUUUAUAUUCAUUUCUGUAGCCUGCCAGGGAUUUCAAUCACUUUUCUGAAAUCAGAGUGGGCUGAUAAAUCUGCAAAUCCACACACAACUCAGAGAAUACCCACUGCCAACAUCAAAUAGCAAAGAUACUAAUUUUUUAAGCCAAAAAUCUGCACUAACACAUGUAAUUUCUUAAUGUGCCUAAGUUAAUUUCUAUACCAAUUCAAUGAAUGGAAUCGAUUGAACUUUCCAACUCCACUAAUUAUUAAAAUCCAUCUGCUUAUUCUAAUGCUAGUCACCAAGAGCUAGACUCCAUCUUUCCAAUAAAAAUGAGCCCUCUGUAUCGCUAGGUCCAAAUCCUAAAAUUCAAAACAGGCAUAUCAUUUUCUUAAGGCAUACUUCCUACACAUGCUAUCAGGGCAAAAAGCUGUAAAUGUCUUCUACCUAAAAUGUGGAUAUCUAUAUGAAAUUUUAAAAAGAAUAUUUUGAGAAGCUGACUUACAUGAUCAUUUUCCUAAUAGAGCAAUACAGUGACAGACCUUUCUCAAAGUCUGUUUUGGGACAUGAUCUUCAUAUUUCAUUGGCUUAAGUGCUUCAACCAGAAAAAGAUGAAGAUAAAAAUGAUAAGGUCAUCUAUAGGUAAUUAAAUAUUCCUGUUCUUAAUCUAGGGCAAAAUCACAGUACUUGAAUAAGGCCAAAAACACAAGGAAAAUGACUGUUCAAGCUUUCAUACAAGCUAUUCAUACAAACAUUUGGAAACCUCUGCUACUCCUUCAACUAACAUAUUCUUCCUUGGUAAUCUUUAAAAAAAAAAAAAAAAGAAGUCUGAUAUAUGGAAUGUUUGGUGAACCUUCCUAUCAACACUGAGACUGGACACUAAGAGUAUAGUCCAAACACAUUGUGUUCAAUCACCUUAAGAGCCAUUUUUCUGUUUUGUUUUGUUUUUGCUGGGAGGUGGGCAAUUGGGUUUGGGGGGUGGGUGGGAAGAAAAUACUAUUAUAAUGGGGCCAGGGGGAUAACGAAGUGCAGUGUACAGGAAAGAUUUGUUAUUAAAAUUGUGUAUAAUGUAAAAA
This is a messenger RNA of Neogale vison (American mink), 6106 nucleotides long. RefSeq names its product leucine rich repeat transmembrane neuronal 2 (gene LRRTM2). NCBI's taxonomy places the organism in Eukaryota, Metazoa, Chordata, Mammalia, Carnivora, Mustelidae. Gene Ontology annotation, molecular function: protein binding. The record is from RefSeq and is a predicted model, not a curated record. Bases 449 to 1999 code for a protein of 516 amino acids. The transcript has 2 exons.